Messenger RNA from Lolium rigidum, 1917 nucleotides. Its product is annotated as O-fucosyltransferase 30-like. The transcript has 2 exons. The record is from RefSeq and is a predicted model, not a curated record. Lineage: Eukaryota; Viridiplantae; Streptophyta; Magnoliopsida; Poales; Poaceae. The coding region runs from base 1 to 1515 and encodes 504 amino acids.
AUGGACCUGCCGGCGAACCGCGGCCGGUGGCGGAGGCGGAGCGCCCGGUCGAACGUGCCACUCCUGGUGGCCGUCCUGCUGCUCCUCCUCCCGGCAUCAAUCCUGCUCUCCUCCGCCUACUCCUCCCUGCUCCGCUCCCUCCUCCCCUUCUCCGCCUCUCCCUCUCCCUCCAGCAGUGGCGGCGGCGUCCAGAGGUGUGGGCGCUCGGUGGAGCUGGAUGGGGAGAAGUUCCUGUGGUACGCGCCGCACAGCGGGUUCAGCAACCAGGUGGGCGAGCUGCGGAACGCCGCGGUGGCUGCCGCGCUGCUCAACCGCACCCUCGUCGUGCCACCCGUGCUCGACCACCACGCCGUCGUCCUCGGGAGCUGCCCCAAGUUCAGGGUCUCCGAUCCCUCCGACCUCCGCGCCGCCGUCUGGGACCACGCGAUGCAGCUCCUCCGGGAGCGGAGGUAUGUUUCGAUGGGUGACAUAGUUGAUCUAUCACCUGUGAAGGCUUUGGUUAAGACAAUUGAUUUCAGAGUGUUUGUUUCAUUAUGGUGUGGCGUGGAUAUGCGGAAAACUUGCUUUUCUGGGUUGUGCUGCGCUGUUUCUGGCGGUAAAUCAUCGCCAAGUGACUAUGGCAGAUGCCGAUCUUUGCUGUCUGGUUUAGAAGGUAGUGAAAGUAGUGCUUGUGUGUAUCCUGUUCAGGAGGACUGUAGAACGACGGUGUGGACAUAUCAAGAGAAUAAUGAUGGAACACUGGAUUCGUUUCAGCCAGAUGAAGAGUUAAGAAGGAAGAAGAAGAUUUCAUACGUUAGGAAGCGCAAAGAUCUAUACAAGGGUUUAGGGCCUGGUUCUAAGGCUGGGGAUGCUACUUUAUUGGCAUUUGGUACCCUUUUUUCAGGACCAUACAAGGGAUCAGAGUCUUACUUUGAUAUCCAUGAGUCACCAAAGGACCAUAGAAUACAGACUGUACUUGAGAAAACUGAGUUCCUUCCUUUUGCCCCAGAAAUCAUGGCUGCAGGGAAGGAGUUUGCUAAGAGCACGAUUAAGGAGCCUUUUCUUUGUGCACAACUAAGAUUGUUAGAUGGCCAAUUUAAGAAUCACUGGAAAUCUACCUUUUCUGCCCUUAAGGAUAAAUUGAAAGCUCUUGAGUUGGAGAUGAAGAGAAACAAGUCUGGUGGUCCUAUUAACAUGUUCAUCAUGACUGAUCUUCCUCCAGCAAACUGGACAAAGACCUAUCUUGCAGAUAUUGCAAAAGACGAGAAAUAUGAACUGUACACCCUGAAGGAAAAUGAUGUUCUACAAACUGCAGAGAAGCUUAUGGCUGCUGAACAUGGCCUAAGGUCUGGAUUCUUUCCAAAGAUUGCAGAAAGAUCGAACGAGGAUUGUCAUCCAGUUCAACUGCCUGAAAUUUUGUUAUAUGUCGAAGAAUCUGUUUGCAGCUGUGCCUCUCUAGGGUUUGUGGGGACCGCUGGAUCAACAAUAGCAGGAAGCAUAGAAACAAUGAGGAUGAACAAUGUCUGCAAAUUAUAGGAGAAGUGCAUCCUUUGAGCAACCUGCCAGAGAGCUAACUGGUUGUACUUAUGGAGUUUGAUAUCAGUAGGGGCUGUUGCACUACAGAGAGCUGAAUCAUUGCAGAUUUGAGACUAAGAAACUAGUGACAUGCUCAGGUUCUACGAUUCUACAUUGUUGACCAUCUACUGCCAUGCGGAAUAGUAUACUUCAAUUCAUUCCCUCUUUUUCCUUUUUUUCGGUUGUGUAGAUAGAUAGUGUUCAUGUUUGUGAGCUGUGCCUUCAUUAUGUUGCGUUUCAUCCACCAAUUUUUGUCACGGAGGGUGAGGAUAGUCAUAUCUUGUAUAGAGAACUAUUGGAAUGAAACAGAUUUUAUGGGCUCUCUCUUGCUAUAGAUUCAUCAGCCAUGCAUGUCCUUAUUUA